AUGUCUAAGGCUUCAUUUCUCCCUUCAUUCUCUUCUUUUGCUUCUCCUCAACUUCCAGACAUCAUCAUCAACCCAUCAACUACCAUUAGAUCAUGCACAAGUUCACAAAAACCCAAACAAGCGACCAGUUCUCAUGGUCACUAUCCUCUUCUCUCCAAUGCAAAGGAGAGCUUUUUCAAGAAUGAUUUACAAAUGAAUCAUUCAAAGAACAUAUCAAUGGUGAGAGACAUGUUAUUCUCCAAAGAAGACAAUAAGACUCCAUUGCAAUCCAUGGUGUUAAUAGACACACUUCAACAUAUGGGACUUGAUCAUCUUUUCAAGGAGGAAAUUGGCUCAACUUUGUCAUCCAUUUAUGACAACUUUGCUCAUCAAACACAUCAUGGUCAUAACUUGUUUGAAUCCUCUCUUUUCUUUAGAUUAUUCAGAGAGCAUGGUCAUAGUGUAUCUCCAAAGAUGCUCAAGAAGUUCAUUGAUAAGAAUGGAGAGUUUAAACUAGCUUUAAGUAAGGAUAUAAAAGGUUUGAUGAGCUUGUAUGAAGCUUCACAUUUAAACAUUGGAGAAGAUAUACUAAGAAAAGGCAAGGAGUUUUCAAGCAAGCAUCUUUGGGAUUCUAUUGACUGGUUGGAUAACAAGUCUGCAAAUCAAGUGAAGGAAACAUUAGAGCACCCUUAUCAUAUGAGCAUACAAAGAUACAAAGCUAGAAGAUAUAUUAGCAUGCACCAAGAUGAUCAUGAAAACGGAUGCAAAGAUGUGGUACUGUUUGAAUUAGCUAAGUAUGAGUUCAAUAUUGUUCAACUCUUGCAUCAAAGAAGCUUGAUGUGGAAGAAGAUAGGGUUGGCUCAAGAGUUGAGCUUUGUGAGGGACCAACCAUUGAAAUGGUAUAUGGGGCCUUUGACAAUGGUUCCUCAGCCACAUCAUUCAAAGUGUAGAAUUGAGCUCACAAAAGCAAUUGCCUUCAUCUACAUAAUAGAUGAUAUUUUUGAUGUCUAUGGAACCCUAGAUGAACUCUCUGUUUUCACUCAAGCCAUCAACAAAAAUAACUCUAAAAGGAAUAUGGAUGGAACCCGAUUAACUACCUGUAAAAGCAAAUCAUGGGGAAAAUUGUGCAAUGCUUUCCUUCAGGAAGCAAAAUGGUUUGCAUCAAAACAAGUACCAAACAAGGAUGAAUACUUGAGAAAUGCAGCGACUAGUUCAGGAGUUUUCAUUGUAAUAGUGCACUUAUUUUUUCUAAUGGGACAAGGCUUAACAUUGGAGAACAUACAACAUAUAGAGAAUGAUCCAAGCUUUGUUUCUAAAUCAGGAACUAUUCUGCGCCUUUGGGAUGAUUUAGGCAGUGCCAAGGAUGAAAAUCAAAAAGGGUUUGAUGGAUCAUACCUGGAGUUACACAAAGAACAUCAAGAUUGCACUGCAAAAGAAGCUCAGGAACAUGUGAUGUUGAUGAUCUCCAGAACAUGGGAUGCACUUAACAAAGAAAGCUUCACUCAAGCUCAUUUCUAA
Molecule: messenger RNA, 1497 nt
Organism: Dioscorea cayenensis subsp. rotundata (Guinea yam)
Lineage: Eukaryota; Viridiplantae; Streptophyta; Magnoliopsida; Dioscoreales; Dioscoreaceae
Product: (3S,6E)-nerolidol synthase 2, chloroplastic/mitochondrial-like
Molecular function (GO): terpene synthase activity; magnesium ion binding
Source: RefSeq, a predicted model, not a curated record